Sesamum indicum (sesame) is the source of this 2009-nucleotide messenger RNA. The record is from RefSeq and is a predicted model, not a curated record. Lineage: Eukaryota; Viridiplantae; Streptophyta; Magnoliopsida; Lamiales; Pedaliaceae.
CAUAAUUCUCUUUUCACUACGCUCUCUCUCUCUCUCUCUCUCUAUUCCUGUUUUCCCCUUUUUCUUUUUCUCUUCUCUUCUUCCAUCACUUCAUCAUCAUCAUCAGCAUCAUCUUCUCUUCUUACUGUUAUUGCCCACAGGGAGGAGAUAAAUAAGAAGAAACCCGCAUCAAAAUUUAUAUCUUUCAUGGAUCCACAGAUCUAAUCCUCUUUUCACUUUCAGAUCUUCCUUCACCACAAUCAACGCUAUAGGUUUUGGGUGGUAUUGCCAGAAUCCCAUCGCCCGCAGUUUCUGCUGUUCGAAGACGAAUAGAUAUAUAAUUGAGUUCUAUUUGGGCCAAAGUUACCUUGCGUGCUCAUUAGAUGUGGAUAAUCUGGAGGGUGGUUUGGAUGAGAUGAGGGAUGUUAUCUGGGUUAAUGAACUUUUUGAGGGCCUGUUUUCGGCCAAGGGCAGAUCGAUAUGUUCACACAGGUUCGGAUGCCAGUGGUCGGCAAGAUGGGCUUCUCUGGUACAAGGAUUCGGGGCAACAUUUUAAUGGAGAGUUUUCAAUGGCUGUAGUUCAAGCAAAUAAUUUACUAGAGGAUCAGAGCCAACUUGAAUCGGGUUGUUUGAGCUCAAAUGAUUCAGGACCCUAUGGCACUUUUGUGGGGAUUUAUGAUGGACAUGGUGGUCCGGAGACCUCUCGAUUUAUCAACGAGAACCUCUUCCAACAUCUAAAGAGGUUCACAGCGGAGCAUCAAUCUAUGUCGGUGGAGGUUAUUCGGAAGGCAUUUCAAGCGACAGAAGAUGGUUUCUUCUCAGUUGUUAGCAGACAAUGGCCCAUGAAACCACAGAUUGCAGCAGUUGGCUCUUGCUGUCUUGUAGGGGUCAUCUGCGGUGGAACUCUUUAUGUUGCCAACCUUGGUGAUUCCCGUGCUGUUUUGGGGAGACUUGUCAAGGCUACAGGGGAAGUACUAGCUAUUCAACUCUCAGCUGAGCAUAAUGCGAGUAUUGAGGCUGUGAGAGAGGAGCUGCAGUCUCUACACCCUGAUGACUCACAAAUUGUAGUUCUAAAGCAUAAUGUAUGGCGCGUGAAGGGUCUUAUACAGGUCUCCAGAUCAAUUGGAGAUGUGUAUCUAAAAAAGGCUGAAUACAACAGGGAACCAUUAUAUCAAAAGUUUCGACUUCGUGAACCUUUCAAAAGACCGAUUUUGAGUGCAGAACCAUCAAUUACAGUGCACCAGUUGCUGCCUCAUGAUCAGUUCAUUAUAUUUGCAUCAGAUGGCCUUUGGGAGCACCUCACCAACCAAGAAGCAGUUGAUCUAGUCCAAAAUCAUCCGCGCAAUGGGAGUGCUAGGAGGUUAGUUAAAGCAGCACUGCAAGAGGCAGCAAAGAAGAGGGAGAUGAGGUACUCAGACUUGAAAAAAAUUGACCGUGGAGUUCGCCGACAUUUCCACGAUGACAUUACAGUCGUCGUUGUGUUUCUCGACUCACACCUUGUGAGCAGGGCUAGUUCAGUCCGUAGUCCUAAUGUAUCUGUGAAAGGCGGCGGCAUCAAUGUCCCUCCCAACUUUCUUGCACCUUGCACCACGCCGACAGAACCGGUGGCAACUUGAAAAUCUGCUGUCACUAAUGUUAUUACCUGUUGUACUAUUCCUCAUGUGAAUACUGGUAGCUCCUCCUUACAAGAUAAGAGCAGCCCUUGAAUUCUUUAAUGCACACUGUAACUUUUAACUGAAGACUAAUACUUGGCAUAGUUCAAAUGCCCAAGAGAGAGAGAGAGAGAGAGAGAGAGAGAGACUGGAAAGGAAAAGUGGACUUGAAGGUGACAAUCAGAUAUAGCUAUAUGUUUUCUUGGCAGAUGUUCCUACACUUGUCUUUAUCAUCCUUGUUAUUUUAAUGUAUUUGCUCUUGUAAAUCCAGUGACCUUGAGGCUAAAAAUGACCUGAUUAAUUCAUGUUUAGUUUCAGCUAUGAAGAUCACUCGAAGCUGCUUGUGGAUGAAUGAGAAGUAAUAUAUAUGUUUCUCCU